AGUUAUGAUCAUGUGAAAGCAAGUGUACCCCAUGAUCUAUGAGCCUUUCUUCUGUAAAUCUUGUAAUGGCUGAAUUGGAUCAAUGAUGUGGGUCAUGAUUGUCCAUUAUUAGGUGUAAAAGAUAAAUACUUUUUGGUAAAAUCACAGCGAUGAUCACGCGUCAGCAUGGAGGACAUUGUAGAGGAUAUUGCCUCUUCUUCAUUUCUUCCUUUCUUCUCCCCCACCUUCAUGCGUCUCUGACUAUUCUCUGAUACAAAAUUUGUCUGAAUUUAAUUUGAAAUACCCAUUUUCAAUUGAAGCUCCCUUCGACGAGCAACAAAAGAAACUCUCUUCUUUAGCUUCUUUUUCUUCUCAAAUCGAUACUGGGUUUCACGUUUUGUAUCGUUUUGGGAAUACCCCAUUCUUGUUUUCUUGUGAUACGAGUUUUUUGGGUUUGAAAUACCUAACGAAUCCUUUGUUUUCUAGACCCAGAUUUUUUUUUUGGUCGAUCUUUUGUGGGUUUGUAGGUUUGAUGGAGCUUCUUUAUGAACAUGGUGGACGAUUUGAUUCUGUGAUGAUUAGCUGACUCUUCUUUUGGCGCUUUGGUGUGGUGUUUUGAUUGCUUCUAGGGUUUGACGUUUUCUUGGCUUUGGUGUUUUGUGGUUUUGGCUGAGUUAUUUUGAGCUGGAAGUUUUUAGUCAUUUGGUGCUUGAAAUAGCUUUCAUGGAAGUUUUUUUGUAGUUUAAAAAGGUAGAACUUGCAUAAUACUUGGAAACUGAAAAGUAAAAUGGGUGUGAAGGGCCAUCAAAUUGCGACUCAUCAUUCACCUAAUGCCAAAGUAGAAGUAGGAGAGAUUGACACUAGUGCACCUUUCCAGUCUGUUAAAGAUGCAGUCAACUUGUUUGGUGAAGGUGCUUUUUCGGGAGAACGACUAAUUGUGAGGAAGGCGAAACAACCUCACUCUGCAGAGAAAGUGUUUGCAAAAGAGACUCAACUCCACUUGGCUGAAAAGGAACUGAGCAAACUAAAGGAUCAGCUAAAGAAUGCUGAAACUACCAAAUCUGAAGCGCUUGUUGAGCUUGAAAGUACUAAAAGAGCUGUUGAUGACCUAACCAAGAAGCUGCAAUUGCUGAGGGAAUCAAAAGAAUCAGCCAUCAAGGAUUCGGAGGUUGCAAAGGCUCGAGCAAAGCAGUUUGAGGAGGCAAAUGGAAGUAAUCACUCUGGAAAUGAUUAUGGUUGGAAACAAGACUUGGAAACUACACGAGAUCAGUACAUGGUAGUGAUCGGAGAACUAGAUGCUGCAAAGCAAGAAUUGAGGAAAAUUCGUCAAGAUUCUGAUGCAUCUUUGGAAGCGAAAGUAGCUGCAUUGAAACAGGUGUCGGAGGCUGAGGAAUCAGUCAAAACACACAAGCUGAAAGCAAAUGAACUUUCUAAGGAAAUCUUGGCUGCACGGGAAUCCAUUGAAAAGCUCAAGCUGGCAUCCCUACAAGCACAUAAAGAGCAAGAAAAGAUAUUUGUGGAGAAAGACAUCCAGAGGCAGUCUUAUAAAGCGGCUCUUGAGGAGUCCGCAAAAAAACUGUUUUCUUUGCAGAAGGAAAUUGACCCUGAUCUCACCAGGAAUCUCGAAUUGCAGUUGAACGAGACAAUGAAUGAAAUUGGGAAACUGCAGAAACAAAUGGAAGAUAAAAAAGCGUUGGAUAUAGAUUCAGUGAAGAAUGUCACCUCAGAGCUUGAUGAUGCAAAAGAGUCCCUACAAAAAGCAGCUGAAGAAGAAAGAUCUCUCCGUAACCUGGUUGAAGCUCUUAAGUUGGAACUGGAAAAUGUGAGGAAAGAGCAUUCUGAACUCAAGGAAAAAGAAGCUGAAGCAGAAUCUACUGCUGGGAAUUUGCAUGUCAAGCUCCGGAAGACCAAAUCUGAACUCGAAGCAUACCUCACAGAAGAAUCUAAAGCAAGAGGUGCUUGUGAAGAUAUGCUCUCAACUCUUAACCAACUGUCAUCAGAAACUGAAAAUGCUAGACAGGGAGCAGAAGAGAUGACAAAUAAAGCAGAGGAUUUGAGGAAGGAAGCAGAAGGCACCAGAAUAGCAUUGGAAGAUGCUGAGAAGCAGCUAAGAGUUGCACUAGAUGAAGCUGAAGAAGCCAAAGCAGCUGAAGCUAGGGCCCUUGAUCAGAUUAAAGUACUAUCUGAAAGAACCAAUGCUGCACGAGCUUCGACAUCUGAGUCGGGGGCUAACAUCACUAUCUCCAGGGAAGAGUUUGAAUCCCUAAGCCGUAAAGUUGAGGAGUCUGACACAUUAGCAGAAAUGAAAGUAGCUGCUGCAUUAGCUCAAGUUGAAGCUGUGAAGGCUGGUGAAAAUGAAAUUCUAAAAAAGCUAGAAGCAUCCCAGAAGGAAAUUGAGGAUAUGCAGACUGCAACUGAGGAAGCUUCAAAGAAAGCCAAAAUGGCAGAAGCAGCUAAGAAAGCUGUGGAAGGAGAACUAAGAAGAUGGCGUGAGCGAGAGCAGAAAAAAGCGGUUGAAGCAGCAUCAAGAAUUUUGGCUGAAACAGAGGUGUCUUUGGAAUCAUCUCCAAGCCACAAUAGGAUUCAAAAGCAGAGCACAACAGUGAAAAGAGUUGAGUCCAAAAAAUUGGAGAAAGAUAAAACCUUCUCAAAGAAGGUACUUCUACCAAACCUUAGCGGCUUAUUUGUUAGGAAAAAGAACCAGGUUGAUGGUGGAUCGCCCUCCUACUUGCCUGGUGAGAAAUCUGCGUGAUGUUUUCUUUUGCUUGACUUUCAUUUUACUCUUAGCAGUCAGGUGGGGGAACAUAAAAUCAUUGUGUGUACAUUUGUUGCCUGUAAAUUUGUGCUCAGGUAACCAAAAAUGACCUUGUAAGCAACAUGGAUGAGUGAUUUUGUAUAUGGGCUGGUUUGUUAGAUUAUUGAUCAAAGCAUAUAUUGUAUUGAGAUUUUCUAUCUGUUAUCGGAAAUUUGUUUGCCAAUCAAAGUAUGAUUAAAUCUCUGAGCUGAAAA
Cucumis sativus (cucumber) is the source of this 2988-nucleotide messenger RNA. Its product is annotated as WEB family protein At5g55860. NCBI's taxonomy places the organism in Eukaryota, Viridiplantae, Streptophyta, Magnoliopsida, Cucurbitales, Cucurbitaceae. The coding region runs from base 767 to 2731 and encodes 654 amino acids. The record is from RefSeq and is a predicted model, not a curated record. The transcript is spliced from 4 exons.